Molecule: messenger RNA, 2141 nt
Organism: Myotis brandtii (Brandt's bat)
Lineage: Eukaryota; Metazoa; Chordata; Mammalia; Chiroptera; Vespertilionidae
Product: zinc finger protein 791-like
Exons: 4
Biological process (GO): regulation of DNA-templated transcription
Molecular function (GO): DNA-binding transcription factor activity, RNA polymerase II-specific; RNA polymerase II cis-regulatory region sequence-specific DNA binding
Source: RefSeq, a predicted model, not a curated record
AGGCGUUGGGGGCUGCAGGCGGGACUCGGGGAGGAUCAGGAACUAGAAAUGGUCCCAGUGGCCUUUGAGGAUGUGGCUGUGAACUUCAGUCUGGAGGAGUGGGCCCUAUUGGAGCCUUCACAGAAGAAACUCUACAGAGAUGUGAUGAGGGAAACCUUUAGGAACCUGGCCUCCAUAGGGGGAAAAUGGAAAGAUCCGUACUUUAAAGAUCAGUACAAAAACCAGGGAAGAAAACUAAGAAGUUAUAUGGCAGAGAAACUCGGUGAAAGUAAAGAGAAUAGUGAAUGUGAAGAAAACUUCAACUUUAUUUCAAAUUUUAAUCAAAAGAAGAAGAAGAAGAAGACUACUGGAGUAAAACCAUAUGAGCACAGUCCAUGUGGAAAAGCCUUUAUGUGUCAUUCAUCCAUUGAUAGACUUACUAGAUGUCACAUUGGACAAUAUGAGUACCUGAAAUACGGAGAGAAGAAAUAUAAAUGUAAGGUAUGUGGGAGAGCCUUUAGUUAUCUACAUUGCUUUGAACAACAUGAAAGAAAUCACAAUGGAAAGAAAACCUGUAAAUGUAAGGCACGUGGGAGAGUCUUCGUGUGCUUCAAAGCCCUUCGAAAACACAUGAUAACAAACACUACAGACUCUUCUUAUAAAUGUAAGGAACGUGGAAGAGUCUUCAGUUGUUCAAAUUCAUUUCUAUUACGUGAAAGAAUGCACACAGGAGAGAAACCCUGUGAGUGUGAACAAUGUGGGAAAGCUUUCAGUAUUUCUAGCUCUCUUCAAAUGCAUGAAAUAGCUCACAGUGGACAGAAACCCUAUGAAUGUACGGAAUGUAGAAAAGCCUUCAGAUAUUAUCAAAGCUUUCAAACACAUAAAAGAAAUCACACUGGAGAGAAACCCUAUGAAUGUAAAAAAUGUAAUAAAGCAUUUAGUCGUCUCAGUUAUCUUCGAAAGCAUGAAAGAAUUCACGUUGUAGAAAAACCCUAUGAGUGUAAAAUAUGUAAUAAAGCAUUCAGGUAUCCUAGUUAUCUUCACAUACACGAAAGAACUCACACUGCAGAGAAACUCUAUGAAUGUCAAAUAUGUAGUAAAGCAUUUAGUUGUCUCAGUUAUCUCCAAAAACACAAAAGAACUCAUAGUGGAGAGAAACCAUAUAGAUGUAAGGAAUGUGGAAAAGCCUUCAGGUGCUAUCGAAGUCUUCAAACACAUGAAAGAAGUCACACUGGAGAGAAACCCUAUACAUGUAAAAUAUGUAGUAAAGCAUUCAGGUGUCUCAGUGAUCUUCGAAGACAUGAAAGAACUCACAAUGCAGAGAAACCCUAUGAAUGUAAAAUAUGUGGUAAAGCAUUUAGAUGUCCCCGUUAUCUUCAAACACAUGAAAGAAAUCACCCAGGAGAGAAACCCUAUGGAUGUAAAAUAUGUAGUAAAGCAUUCAUGUAUCCCAGUUAUCUUCAGAGACAUGAACGAACUCACACUACAGAGAAGCCCUAUGAAUGUAAAAUAUGUAGUAAAGCAUUUAGAUGUCUCAGUUAUCUUCAGAUACAUGAAAGAAAUCACACAGGAAAGAAACCCUAUGGAUGUAAAGUAUGUAGUAAAGCAUUCAUGUAUUCCAGUUAUCUUCAGAGACAUGAAAGAACUCACACUGGAGAGAAAGCCUAGGAAUAUAAGGAAUAUGGAAAAGCCUUCAGUUAUCACACAAGCUUUCGAAGACACCUGACAAUGCACACAGGAGAGAAACCAUAUAAAAGUGUAGGAUGUGAGAAAAGCCUCAGUUAUCCCAGUUCCUUUCAAACACAUGAAGGGACUCUCUGGAUAAAAGCUCUUGAAUGUAAACAGCAUGGAAAAGACUUGAAUUGGCUCUCAUCCUUCCAUGUGAAAAUUCCCAUGGAGAGAAAUAAACAUGUAAGUAACAUGAGAAAGCUUGAUAGAAAUUAAUCCACGUAUAAGGUGCCAGAAAACUUUCAACAUGAAGAAGUUUUUCUUGAGGUUGUAAAUACAUUGUAUUUAUUAAACCUCUUUUUGAAGUGCAUUAUUGGACCUUGGAUUUCUACUAAUUGCUUUCAGCAAUGAAUACUCAGGUGAGAUAAUUCUAAGGGUUGUCAUUCAACAAUAGUACAUAAGAUUAAUAGCGCUUUCCCCUUAAGCCCUAGCCA